AGAACUGCAGAACACGCCUGAUGCUGUCCCUGAUAGUGGGAUUGAACCCCCUCCUCUUGACACAGCAUGGGUAGAAGCUACGCGCAAAAAAGCUCUUCUUAAGCUGGAGAAACUGGACACAGAUCUGAAAAAUUACAAAGGGAACUCCAUUAAGGAGAGUAUCAGGAGAGGCCAUGAUGACUUAGGUGAUCAUUACCUUGACUGUGGGGACCUCAGCAACGCUCUCAAAUGUUACUCGCGAGCCCGUGAUUACUGCACCAGUGCUAAACAUGUUAUUAACAUGUGUCUCAAUGUCAUUAAGGUCAGUGUCUACCUCCAGAAUUGGUCUCACGUUCUGAGCUAUGUAAGCAAGGCUGAAUCUACACCAGAAAUUGCAGAG
Messenger RNA from Tinamus guttatus (white-throated tinamou), 379 nucleotides. The record is from RefSeq and is a predicted model, not a curated record. Lineage: Eukaryota; Metazoa; Chordata; Aves; Tinamiformes; Tinamidae.